This is a messenger RNA of Ochotona curzoniae (black-lipped pika), 3890 nucleotides long. RefSeq names its product synaptopodin (gene SYNPO). Gene Ontology annotation, cellular component: stress fiber; spine apparatus; Z disc. The coding region runs from base 79 to 2814 and encodes 911 amino acids. NCBI's taxonomy places the organism in Eukaryota, Metazoa, Chordata, Mammalia, Lagomorpha, Ochotonidae. Gene Ontology annotation, biological process: modification of dendritic spine; spine apparatus assembly; positive regulation of actin filament bundle assembly. Gene Ontology annotation, molecular function: actin binding. The transcript is spliced from 2 exons. The record is from RefSeq and is a predicted model, not a curated record.
GUUACCUCACUGCCUGAACCAGCCCCUCCAAGCCAGCCUGGUCCCCAGAGCCCCAACCGAGGGGGUCCCUGCCGCAGCAUGGAGGGUUACUCUGAGGAGGCCAGUCUGCUGCGGCACCUGGAGAAGGUGGCCAGUGAGGAGGAGGAGGUCCCGCUGGUGGUUUAUCUGAAGGAGAAUGCGGCCCUGCUGACGGCCAAUGGGCUGCACCUGUCCCAGAGCCGGGAGACCCAGCAGUCCCCACCGACCCCUCCUCCAGCUGAGGACCACAGCCCAGCCACAGAUGUCAACCAGAACCUCUCCUCAGCCAGUACCACUCUCACUGCCACACCAGCUUCCAACAGCGCCCACAACCCACCAGCCACAGACGUCAAUCAGAACCCAGUGGCAACUUCCAGCCCGCAGAGCUUGCCACCAGCCAAAACCCCGCAGAACGCUUCCAAGGGGCCGUUCCCCUCCAAUGGCUCUGUUCCGGAUUCCCAGCUGCCCAGUGCCCCGGGCCCUGAUGGGCAAUCCCCAGCACAGGCAGGGGAGGAGGUGAUGUUCAGCACAUUGCUCAUUGACAAGGUGUCAACCCCACUGACCACCACCAGCACCUUCUCCCGGGAAGUCACGCCCAUCUCCAGCUCUGGGCCCCACGGCCCCGACUUCCUGUCUAGUUCCCUACUCAUCGAUGCACAGCCCAGCGCCUUCAGGCUGGCAUCAGAACCAGACAUGUGUGGACAGGCAGCUGCUACCACACCCACCAAGGCAUACAGCGAGGUCCACCUCACGCUGGCCAAGCCCCCUUCGGUGGUCAACAGGACGGCCAGGCCUUUUGGGAUGCAGGCAUCCAGUGGCAGCGGCCAAGUAGAAAGGAGCCCCAUGGUGGAGAGACGGCAUCUUGGGGAGAAGGCCGUGGCUCCCCAGCUCCACAGCUCUCCCACUGUGGCAGACAGGAGCCCACGGCCACAGAGACAUGUGAUGUCCCCCAGCCCCAUGGUAGAGAGGAGGCUGGUGGGGCAGCGAAGCCCAGUCAUGGAGAGACGCCCCUUGGGACACUUCACCCCACCCCCCACCUAUGCUGAGACCCUGUCAGCGGCUCCCCCAGCUUCCCGAGUUCGCUCUCCCCCAUCCUACUCUGCCUUGUACCCCAGCUCUGACCCCAAGCCUUCUCAUCGGAAAGGCCAGGCAGCUCCUGCCAGCAAGACAGGAAUUUUGGACGAGUCAAUGGCCCGCCGGGGCAGCCGCAAGUCCAUGUUCACCUUUGUGGAGAAGCCCAAAACCACUCCGAACCCUGACCUGCUGGAUCUGGUGCAGACAGCUGACGAGAAGCGCAGGCAGAGGGACCAGGGGGAGGCGGGCGUGGAGGAGGAGCCCUUUGCCCUGGGUGCCGAGGCCUCCAACUUCCAGCAGGAGCUGGCCCCUCGGGACAGGGCCAGUCCCGCAGCAGCAGUAGAGGAGACCGUGCCUGAGUGGGCCUCCUGCCUCAAGUCCCCCCGCAUCCAGGCCAAGCCAAAGCCCAGACCCAACCAGAACCUGUCGGAGGCCUCGGGGAAGGGGGCUGAGCUGUAUGCCCGCCGCCAGUCACGCAUGGAGAAGUAUGUCAUCGAGUCUGCAGGCCCGACAGCCGCUGAGCUGGCUCGCUGCCCUUCCCCUACCAUGUCCCUGCCUUCGUCCUGGAAAUACUCCACUAGUGCUCCUGGGGGCUUGCGAGUGGCCUCUCGCAGCCCGGCACGGACCCCACCUGCCUCUCUCUACCAUGGCUACCUGCCUGAGAACGGGGUCCUGCGUCCAGAGCCCACCAAGCAGCCACCGCAGCACCACAUGCGCCCCUCCCUCUUCGCCCUCUCACCCAUCAAAGAGCCUGCCAGGGCCUCGCCCAGAGCUGCCUCGCCCAGAGCUGCCUCCCCAGCCAAACCCAACUCCCUGGACUUGAUGCCCAGUCUGCCCAAGGCAUCCCUCCCGCCAUCCCCUGCACUGCCAAGGCCUGCCCGCUCCUCUCCAGGCCUCUACACCUCACUGGGCCAGGAUGGCCUGCAAUCCACUGCUGUGAGCCCCACCUACGGCAGCGACGUCUCCCCCGUGUCGCCCUCCAGGGCCUGGUCUCCCAGAGCCAAGCAGGCACCCAGGCCCUCCUUCUCUACUCGCACUGCUGGGAUCGAGGCUCAGGACCGCCGGGAGAGCCUGCCCACCUCCCCGCCCUGGACGCCGGCCGCGUCCCGUCCCCCUAGCAGCCUGGAUGGCUGGGUGAGCCCGGGGCCGUGGGAGCCCGGCCGCGGGAGCAACAUGGGCAGCCCCCCGCCCUUGCCACCGCCGCCUCCCAUGUCGCCCUCGUGGAGCGAGCGUUCCGUGUCCCCGCUGCGCUCCGAGCCUGAGGUGCGACCUCCCAGCCGCCAGCUGCAGGCCCUUUUAGCGAGAAACAUCAUCAACGCUGCCCGACGCAAGAGCGCCUCCCCGCGGCCGGCGGGCGCCGAGAGCCUGCGGCCCUUCUCCCCGCCCCGCGCGCCGCCGCCGCCGCCGCCGCGCAUGCGCUCGCCGCAGCCCGCGCGCCCCGGCCCUCCGGCGGCGCCUGGGGCCGCGUUCGCCCCGAUCCUGAGGAGUCCGCUGCCCGUCGGGGCUCGGUCCUGUGCCAGGCCCCGGAGCCCGCUGCCCGCGCCACCCAGGCCCUUCCCCUACCGCCGCUCGCCCACGGACUCCGACGUGUCCCUCGACUCCGAGGACUCCGGGGCCAAAUCGCCCGGCAUCCUUGGCUACAACAUCUGCCCCCGCGGGUGGACGGGCAGCCUGCGGCUCAAGCGGGGCAGCCUCCCCACAGAAGCCUCCUGCACCACCUAAAGCCCCUGCCGCUCCGGCCCACGACCACCCCACGCGGCCCGAGCUGCAGAAGGAAGAGUGACCGGGCUUGGGGGACUCCUGUACUAUGUCCCUGUCGGGUCUGGGACAGGGACCCCAACUUGGUUUCUAGCCUUUGUUCUGUUAUCUUUUUGCCUCAUGUUGGGCAAGAAUCUUCCUUUUUUUGACCUUUGGCUGCCCCACCGGUUUAACAUAGCCUUCAAGGCAACAAGCCAGCAUGUGUCCUGGGGAUAGGAGCCCCCCAGCUUGCAGCAUGCCCCCACCCCCAGCUCCCCUGUGCUCCCCACGACCCACACAGACCCUGCCCUGCGCGUCCAGUUCCCUGGCACCGCCACUGCCUGGGCAGAAGCAACUGUUUUCCGUCUCUUCCCAGACAAUCUCUAUUUUUACCCGGUGACCUUUAGAGAAGUCUCCCAGGCCAGCUCAAGGUGCCCGGCUGUCCCUUCUGGGGAGGCAGGAAGAGUGUCCCAGCCUCCGCCUCUCGCCCUUCCCGACACAGCCCACCUCAGAGGUUCCAAGGCACAAUCUCGCCCCCCCACCCCAGGACUGGGCCCCGAGCCUUCUGAGCCUACACAUGAUGGGUUCUGGAUCCCAAGCAGAGCUGAGGGACACAGAGGGAUCCUGAGGCUUUAUCUGUGACUCACGGGUUGGGGAUACCUUCUUGCUGAGACAGACCAAGGGUUUGUAGUCAGGGGAAGAAAGCAGGCAGCCCUCACUACAGCAAAGGUGGGGAUGGACGACCCAGGGCCCCUCCAGGCCUGGAAUGUAAUUCUCGGUGAAAGGGAGUAGUAAAUGCAGGGAGGUAGAGAUCCUGUGGGCCUGAACACAGGGCAACAGGACAGGGGAGCAUGAAUGAGGGGUGAGGCUACACUAUGCCCGCGUUUCUGACCGCCCUAGAAAGUGCCCCUUCCUCAUUCUCAUCCCUCAGUCUGUCCCACACUUGUUAGAGUGGGAUCUGCCUCCUCCCCAGCUAAUGCCCAACUCUCCAUGACUUGGUGGUGGAGGUGGGGGUACUGGCUGCUGGCUCCAACCAUUGCAUACACUUCAGUGGCUUCUGA